Molecule: messenger RNA, 678 nt
Organism: Recurvomyces mirabilis
Lineage: Eukaryota; Fungi; Ascomycota; Dothideomycetes; Mycosphaerellales; Teratosphaeriaceae
Exons: 2
Coding region: 1-678 (225 amino acids)
Source: RefSeq, a predicted model, not a curated record
AUGGAACUCGAAGCCUUGAUCGCAGCGGCACUUAAUCAAUCGCAUGAUGGUGAGGAGGCGGUUUCUAUGCUCGUUCAACUUGCCGAGCAGUCCUAUCAAAAGCAUGGCACAUAUGCGCUUUCGGAUAUUUGGAUCCAACGGCUGCUUCCCAAUCAUCAGAUGCUUACUCCACCCGGUACAUUGUUGCCCUUGUCGCCCGAGAACCAAAUCAGUGGAGCACGCACGGCGACGACCGGUCCUCUGUACACGCAUCAGUCUCGGUUUCUACAAAGCAACGACAUCACUCCAUUCGAGCAAGCUAGGAAAGGUCUGACCGCAGAUUCAGUCGGCGACAAUGGAGGCCCGCCAGCCAUCGACUUCGAUCGGCUAAAGUCACUGUUUGAUUUCUCAACGAUCGAGCCACAUUUCACAUCUACUAAAUCUGAUCGACCGCAGAAACAACAAGAUCGCCUGCAGAAACCGCCGACAGAGCCUUUCGGCAGAAGCAUGCUUCGUAGUGCAUCUCUGGGCAACCCAAGGACUCAUCUAGACCUGCUUGAGCGCGAUGGGCUGGUGCUGCAGCGUCCGCUGCAGCUCCAAGCAGGCCGUGACGCAGCUAUAGAUGCCAUCUUUGAAGCCGCACCUCACAGCUUGCUGCUCAAGUGGCCUCUGCAAGAUCAGGACAUCAUAGAACUCUAA